Messenger RNA from Bactrocera dorsalis (oriental fruit fly), 642 nucleotides. Its product is annotated as putative nuclease HARBI1. Lineage: Eukaryota; Metazoa; Arthropoda; Insecta; Diptera; Tephritidae. The record is from RefSeq and is a predicted model, not a curated record.
AUGGACGGCGGCAGUUCUGAAAGUGAAAGGAACAUUUCAAAUUGUAUACAAAACAACUACAUUCGCAGGCGAAAUCUGACUAUUUUGCGAAACAAAAAAGAUCCGUUUUUAUACGAAGAGAACACAUUCAGGAAGUUCUUCCGAUUUCCCAAAUCUUUGUGCUGGGAUCUCAUUAAUCAACUCAAGCCGUAUGACCAACAGCAAACAUCGAUUCCAUUUGAACUUCGGUUUAUUUCAGUUUUAUAUUUUCUAUGCAAUAGCUCAUGUCAAUGUUGCGUGGGAAAUGCAUUUUUCGCGGUGAUGAGCCAACCCACCAUUUCCCGUUGUAUCGAAUAUAUUUGUAAAUUGGUGGUGGAGCGUAAACACGGCGAAGUGCGUUUUCCUAAUUCUGUUGAAGAAUACAAUAGAAUUAAGACUGGAUUUAGUUCGAAAUUUGGAAUAAAGGGUGUAAUUGGAGCAAUUGAUUUCACUCGUGUUGGCAUAAUUGCACCUGCCUUGUCAAACAUAGUUGUACCGCAUGAUUAUAUGAACAGAAAAGGUUAUUAUAGCAUUAAUGAAGCGGUAAGUAUUAUAUUCAAUAACUAAUUAAUAACUAAUUUUCCCAAUAGGUUUGUGACGAUGAACCAAUUUUCCGGCACGUGA